CUCGAGAAACGAGGAACGUAGAGGCACGCUAAAGCAUUUUAUUUAAACGAUCGAAUGAUUUGAGCUGCGCGUGCACACACUAUUUAGAAUUUUCUGAUAUAAAUUAAUUGAAACAUUAUAGACAGUCGUUCAGUCAGUCAGUCGGUUGAGUCUUAUCUAUAUCUAACCAUUCCGAUGAACGGGUAGCGGUUAUUAUUUCGGCAUAAAACGGCAGCGAUUCAGUUAAAUCAGCGCAAAUCAAGCAAACGUGUCGUCGGGGCAACGGCUAUUUAGUACAAGCGACUAAAACUUAGUAACUACCUGUAACAGCAGCCAGCCGCAGAUUUCGUAAUCCAAGCAAAAUAAUAAAAAAAACACACACACACACAAAUCAAAGAAUACGGGCCUAGCAUAAAAAGAAAAACGCCUCAGGCUGAGUGAAAGUGCACCUUGUUGGUUUUAUACAGUGAAACAAUAAAACAAAAAAAAAAGAAAAUUACAAAAUUAUUUUUGAUAUCAAAUCAAACACACAAAAACAAAAAAAACACAAUGAGCGGAUACACAGACCUCACUAAACUGGAAACUAGUCGGAACUGCCUGCGUCGCAUUGCCCGUCACGAUGAGCAGCAAUUCUCCAAAGAUAGCAUCGUGAAUGUUAUGGAGAAGUUUGUGAAAACUGUCAAUAUAAUGGAUGAUACCAUUUUAGUGCCAUGCAGGCUCAUGGAUCGACAGAUCGGUGAUAGCAAUGACAUUAUACCUGCCACUGGCAAGGACACAACCGCCAAUCAAUUGACUGGCAAACGUGGAGCUCAACACUCGAAAAAUGUACAAGAUUUUCUCAGCGCCUCUGAAUUGUUCAAUCUCUAUAAUAUGUUAAACGCAUUGAAAAAGGAUCUAUUAUGGACCAAUCAAGAGGAAGAAACGCACAACGAACAACAACAACAACAACAAAAACAGCAGCAACAAGAACAACAACCCGCCACAAAUGCCAGCUCAAGUUCCAGCUCCAGCUCCAGCUGUGAGACCAAGACUGAGUCCACACCAAAAAGCCAUGUUAAGGGCCAUGUGCGACGGACCUCAACCGCCUCGAUGAUGUCUACCACAUCGGUAAGCAAUAUGAGCGAUUCGGAUUCAGAUAUCUCACAGGAGAAUGACUCUGGCCUGGAAUCGGAUGGCAAUAAGAGCGAUAAUGCCCAAAGUAGCGAUGGCAGUGAUAUCGAUGCCUCAUGCCAGAAGCAAUCAGCCGAUAAGGCCACCGAAUUGGCAUCACGUUGUCGGAGACAUUUGAAUGGUCUGUACCAGUGCCUGGAACAAAUGACAGAGGCGGCCAACUAUCUGACCGCCAGAUACCAAAGUGAUAUUGGACCCGUCUAGUGUGUGUGGGGGGAGUGAAGCUGAUGUAAAUCAAGAUGGAGUCCAACUAACUCUUAAAUCUAACUGUAUGCGUGGUGUAUGAACCAAAAAAAAAAAACCAGAAAAACAAAAAUCAAUAAGGAAGAAUGGCAAAUAAGUAAAUAAAAAAAAAACUGUAUGAGGGUUUUUUUUUCCCACUCUCUGUAUGUAAAAUAGUUAAAUCUAUAAGUCCGGGGGGUGCUAAGUAUGUGACCUAUAUGUAUAUGUAUAUUGUAAUAUGUAUAACUAAUUGUAUAUGAUGAUGAUGAUGAUGAGAUAGAUAAUAAUAACGUUUAACUGAUAGCAAG
Messenger RNA from Drosophila willistoni, 1679 nucleotides. Its product is annotated as rho GTPase-activating protein gacU. The coding region runs from base 529 to 1353 and encodes 274 amino acids. Lineage: Eukaryota; Metazoa; Arthropoda; Insecta; Diptera; Drosophilidae. The transcript is spliced from 3 exons. Gene Ontology annotation, cellular component: cytosol. The record is from RefSeq and is a predicted model, not a curated record. Gene Ontology annotation, biological process: regulation of lipid biosynthetic process.